This is a messenger RNA of Hyla sarda, 5717 nucleotides long. It is a transcript of the gene ARHGAP44, whose product is annotated as Rho GTPase activating protein 44. Gene Ontology annotation, biological process: signal transduction; negative regulation of Rac protein signal transduction; neurotransmitter receptor transport, endosome to postsynaptic membrane. NCBI's taxonomy places the organism in Eukaryota, Metazoa, Chordata, Amphibia, Anura, Hylidae. Gene Ontology annotation, cellular component: intracellular anatomical structure; postsynaptic density; dendritic spine. Gene Ontology annotation, molecular function: protein binding; GTPase activator activity. The record is from RefSeq and is a predicted model, not a curated record. The transcript has 22 exons. The coding region runs from base 334 to 3150 and encodes 938 amino acids.
UCCGGGCUGCAGUGCCAUAGCUGCUGAGAAUGUGAGAUCUGCUGCGGGGAGGGGGAGGACCGGACUGUGCAUCUAUAGAUCCGAGGAGGGGAGCGGGCUGCACCCUCUGUGCUGACCCCUACAGCACCACCCAUGGAUGCCCUGUGCCCCCUGGCACCCCCUGUGCACUGGAGGAUGCUGAGUGCCCCCCUAUAACAAGGACAUGUAAUGCUGCUGACACCGGGGGGAGGGGCUAUUUAUUUAUUUAUUUUCUGCAUCCUACCUACGGGAGCCUGUCACCUAUCUGUGUGUAUAUACAUAUAGACCUAUAGUAUUUAUCUGUAUACUGCGAGGAUGAAGAAGCAAUUCAACCGGAUGAGGCAGCUGGCCAACCAGACAGUGGGCAGGGCUGAGAAGACGGAGGUGCUGAGUGAUGAUCUUUUACAGGUGGAGAAACGUCUGGAGUUGGUUAAACAAGUCACCCACAGCACCCACAAAAAACUCACAGCAUGUUUACAGGGUCAGCAAGGGACCGACACAGAUAAAAGAUCGAAAAAGUUACCUCUUAUAACACUGGCGCAGUGUCUCAUGGAAGGAUCUGCAGUCUUAGGGGAUGACUCCUUGCUUGGGAAGAUGCUGAAGUUGUGCGGGGAAGCAGAAGACAAACUAGCCCAGGAGCUCAUCCACUUUGAGCAGGAGAUAGAGAGAGAUGUGGUAGAUCCCCUGUUUGUGCUCUCAGAGGUGGAGAUCCCCAAUAUCCAAAAACAGAGGAAACACUUAGCCAAACUAGUCCUAGACAUGGAUUCUUCUAGAGCGAGGUGGCAGCAAUCUGCUAAGUCAUCCGGGAUCUCCAGCAACCUGCAGCCCACUGGAGCCAAGGCAGACGCACUCAGGGAAGAGAUGGAAGAGGCGGCAAACCGCGUAGAAAUCUGUAGGGAUCAGCUGUCGGCAGACAUGUACAGCUUCGUGGCCAAAGAAAUCGACUAUGCAAACUACUUUCAGACGCUAAUAGAAGUCCAGGCCGAAUACCACAGGAAGUCUCUCGCUUUACUGCAAGCCGUCCUGCCGCAGAUCAAGGCUCAGCAGGAGGCCUGGAUUGAGAAGCCAUCAUUCGGAAAGCCCUUAGACGAACACUUGACGGUCAGCGGCCGGGAGAUUGCCUUCCCCAUCGAGGCCUGUGUGACGAUGCUCCUGGAGUGCGGAAUGCAGGAGGAGGGAUUGUUCCGAGUUGCCCCCUCAGCCUCCAAGUUAAAGAAGUUGAAAGCUGCCCUGGACUGCUGUGUGGUGGAUGUAGCUGAAUACUCGGCCGACCCCCAUGCCAUUGCAGGGGCACUGAAGUCUUACCUCCGGGAGCUUCCUGAACCCCUCAUGACCUUCGAGCUUUAUGAUGAAUGGAUCCAAGCUUCCAAUAUCCAGGAGCAGGACAAGCGGUUGCAGGCUCUAUGGAACGCAUGUGAGAAACUCCCUAAAUCCAAUUACAACAACUUCAAAUAUGUCAUCAAGUUUCUGUCCAAGUUAACAGAAUAUCAAGACGCCAACAAGAUGACGCCCAGCAAUAUGGCCAUCGUGCUGGGGCCUAAUCUUCUCUGGCCGCAGGCAGAAGGCAAUAUCACUGAAAUGAUGACGACCGUGUCCUUACAGAUCGUGGGCAUCAUUGAGCCUAUAAUCCAACAUGCUGACUGGUUCUUCCCAGGCGAGAUAGAGUUUAAUGUGACCGGUAACUACGGCAGCCCUGUACACACCAACCACAAUGCCAACUACAGCUCCAUGCCCUCUCCGGAUAUGGAUCACUCGGACCGUAAGCAGCAUGACCAGGCCAGGCGACCGCUCAGCGUGGCUACCGAUAACAUGAUGCUGGAGUUCUACAAGAAGGAUGGCCUUAGGAAAAUUCAGAGCAUGGGCGUCAGGGUGAUGGACACCACUUGGGUUGCCCGCCGCGGUUCUUCCUUAGUCCGCAAAGGCCCCUCCACCCCGCCCGCCGUUCAGCCCCCUGCUCCUCCUCCGCUAGAUACCGCAGCCACACCUCAGUCACCAAAUCCCGACCUGUCCGUAGAGUCUCCCUCCCCCACUCCUCCCAGUAGCGGCUCCCAGCCAGGUCCUGAGAGGACAAGCGGAGAUGAGAUUUCGCCCCAGUGGUCGGAUACCUGUUACAACUAUCCUUCCCCUGAAGAAGACAGACCCCUCUCGUACCCAAGCUCACAGCACCCUACCCUCCAUCCUCACCCUCCAAAAGCUCCACCAUCUGCCAGACCUGAUGCCACCUCUACCUUUCGGUGGUCCGGGUACAGCCAAACUUUGCCUCCUUCCCCUCCAAAGCUUGACAUAAACUCAAACCCCAAACCUUGCUUUUUACACCUCACCAAGCAAAGCUCCCUCACUGAACCUCACGCUUCUGAGCCUAAUGUCUCACCCCUCUACAUCAAAACCCCACUCGUUCUAACCAAACCCGAUCCAUCUGGUACCCCUGACCUACCCACUAUGUCAGCCUCGCCCCCGUGGCUCAGCUGUUCCUGCCCUCGAGACAAGGGAACCAAGCUGACUAGUUCAUUGAAAGGGAAGGAGCUUUCUCCUGUAUCUGGGCCAAAGGGAAGUCCUAGCACUGGUCACAUGGUGUCUGCGGGCGGCGGAAUAGGGCUGAACCAGCUGUCAACAGAGCAAAGCCCUCAUUCUCUUAGGAAAGUAUCUAAGAAACUAGCGCCUGUUCCACCCAAAAUCACGUACACUCAGACAGGGGCAGUGUCAGAUCAGUCAACGGGUCAACCUUCUCCAGUCAGUCUUUCCCCAACCCCUCCUAGCACUCCUUCACCCUAUGGACUCAGCUACCAAGGUUCUCUCGCUUUGACGCCGAACUUGGCAUCCCCACCUCCCGUGAGCAGCACUUUAACAAAAUCCCGUCCUACACCUAAACCAAGACAGAGACCCUCACUCCCCCCUCCUCAGCCUCCCACAAGUCAGUCCGCUUCCAGCCCUCAGUCUUCGGAGAACAGUAUCUUAGAUGGCCUGUCUCCUGGAGAUAGUAUGUCUACAGAUAUCAUCCAUUUUGACAUUCCAUCUAUUCUUAUUGAAAUCGAUACUGCCUUGCAACGUGAUGCCAUGAAACAGGAACAGCAGAGGCGCGCCGCCGAAGGCAAGACGGAAUCGGAUGAGGAAUCGGAGAGCACGGCCCUCUGACGCUAAGCCCAAUAUGUGCCCGCCACGAUCAACAGCCAAACUUGUGCCAAUCUGUAUACGAGCCCCAGUUCUGCUUUUAACAGGGGGUGCCUUUGUUAUGGGGUUACUUUUCAUUUUUUAUCUUUUUUUUGUAGGUUUUACUGCAAUAGGGCUUCAAAUUAUAAAUUUCCCGCUAAAAGAAAAAAAAUCUGGUAAAAACAGUACAAAAAAUUCAGUUUCAUAUAAAUGUCCCUUUGAAAAAGCUAGUACAAACAAUAUCCUCGGAUCUUCUGAGCAUGGGUAAAAAGAAAAAAAAAUAUUAUUUUUUUUAAUUGUGGCCGAUCCCCGACCCCUUUACAGAAUAAUACUUUCCUUUGAUAUGCUGCAGGCUGUGAUCCUUUAUUGCCUUGACUAUGUACUAUGUGGAGAGUGAUUUUUCUUUGUGUAGUUACUGAGGUUUAGCGGUUAUGCAAGUUUUUCGUACCAUUCUUUGACUGAAGUUUUCCGGAUUUGUCUGGUUUUUUUGUGUUUUUUUUUUUUUAAAUUGACAAUAAUAUUACAGAGUUACCUUUAAAAUUUCCCAAAAAUGUGGUGACUAUUCUAUCUACUCUCCCUUACAUAAACACACAUUCUGCAUAAAAGAAAAAUACCUGAAAUGUAAGCCAAAUCGAAACACUUUGAUCUGUACUAUAUUGAAAAAUUUAGAAUUUGCUAUUACAGGCAAAAUUUAAAAUGUUUAUUUUAUUAUAGUUCGGAAUAUAGUUUUAUAGUUUUAAAACACGUUGACGGAAGCGAUGGAGUUAUGUAAUUCAUUUUAUAAGGGUAUCCAAAUUUCUUCAUCUGGUACCUAUUUUCUGUUCAAAACAUCAUUAUUAUUUUUUACCCCCCAAAAAUCAGGGAUUUGUUGAAAUUCUUAUUUUGAUUUGGCAUUUAAAAAAAAAAAAAGUCAAAAUGUUGUAAUUUCGCGAAAUCAAUGGUGGUGCCAAAUUAUUUAUUAGAUAUUUCUAUAAUUUUCAGAUGGAAAUCUGAAUAUAAUCAGAUUUUAUUAAGUAUAAAAUUCAUCCCGACAAGGUCAUUGCUUCCCUUAUUUUAUUUGGCAGAUAUUUUUAUAUGAUUUAGUUGCGUUUUUGUUUUGUUUUUUAAUUUUCAUAUUAUUUUAUUUAUUUCUAUUUUUUACAUUAGGAUGACGUUCAGUCGCCAUUUAUAUUUUAUGUGGAGAGUUUAUGCUGCCUGUACAUUUUUAUUUUAUUUUGUAAAUGACAGAGUACCUAAAAAGUCUAUAUACUUAAUAUAAAAACAAAAUAAUCUCCUAUAUCAUAUUGGGCGGUUUAUAUGGCCUGUGGAUGGAAUUCGUUGAAAAUAAUAUUUUCUAAAGAGAAAUACUAUAUAUAGAUAUCUAUGGAAAAUUUGCUAUAUGAUUUUUUUUUUUAAUUAUUAUUAUUAUUUUAUUUUUUUGCUUGUGUAUGCGUGAGUGUAUGAGGUAAAGGUGUUAAUGGUCUAAUUUAGGAAAAAGGAAACUAAGCAUAUGGCAUUGAAUAAUGUAUAUAUGUAUUUGUUAUCUAUAUAAGAUUCUAAUGUAUAAUUGUAAAGAAAGAAUAAUACUGCUUUAUGGGGCCGUAUUUUCCAAAAAUAUUUGUAAAUAAUAGAAAGAAAAAAAAGUUAACCGUUCCUUCUUUCCUCUCCAGUUUUAUAUAUAUUUUUUUUCCUGUCUCACUGAAAUGUUUACAUUUUACCGCAAGCAGUUGUCGAACAAUAUAUAGAAAACCCUAAGUGUUUUUUUUUUUAUGUUUUUUGUUUUCUUUUAUGUUACCGUAACUUGCCAAAUUCUGGUAAAAAUAUGUUUAUAUAGGAUAAUUCUCUGUGUGAAUUUGCCUAAAUGAACAAAAUAUGUAUUUGAAUCAAUAAUUCAGAUAUAAAAAUGUGAACCCCCCUUUCAUUACUGUUCCCUUCCCAAUUGGCAAUAGCGGCCCAUCCUCAACCUGGACUCAACGGAAAGAAAACUUGUGUCAAAAAUUCUCAAAACUGUGGACAAUAUUUUGGUGUAAUCUAUUAAGACUAUUCAAAAAAUAUGAUCACCAUGGUUCUGUAAAACUAAGAGAAAUCUACAAAUAUUUGGUGAAUCUUCAAACCUUGGGCAACCAAUUAUUUUUUUUUUUUUUCCUGUUCGAAACAAAAUAUUUUACUACCCUGUAUGUGUUACCUAUGGAGGUUCUUAUGCACAAUUUUCACCAGAGUGGCACCAUGUUUAUCUGUGUAAAGUCGUAUCGUUGUACAUAACUACCAACCAUGUAUGCAACACGUCAACGGAACACCCAAGACCCAUGGUUAUGCACUGCUGAAAAUAUGGCGUCAACUUUUUCGUAUUUCAGCGUGUAGAGUCUAUGGAUUUCACGUGGGGCCUCGCCCUCUUUGUUGUGUCUGAACAUGUGAUAAUCCUGCCAAUUACUAUAUUGUAUCCGUGCGUACACAUCUGUGGUAACACCAACAGGCCCCUAAACCAUAGCUUUUUCCCAGAGAGCCAAUGCUCUGAAGUUGUCUUUUUUAUAUAUAAAAAAAAAUUUAAAAAAAUAAAAUAUAUGAAAAUUUAA